This is a messenger RNA of Parnassius mnemosyne (clouded apollo), 663 nucleotides long. Lineage: Eukaryota; Metazoa; Arthropoda; Insecta; Lepidoptera; Papilionidae. The record is from the annotation of a GenBank genome assembly.
AUGGAUUCGUCUUCAUUGCAUUCGGACUCUAAGUGCAACUCGGAUUUUAGUAUAAAAAGGAUUUUAGGAAACGAUACUGAAAGUGUUCGUGAGGAUGUGGCAACACCAAGCUGGUUAUGUUGCACGCGAUACAGACCUCCACGAUUACCAAGAACUGUUAAUAAUACAGCGUGUCGACCGCGACGCUCCGGUCGGCACGCUCGAGUGCCGUUCACUGCAGCUCAGGCGGCAGCUUUAGAGGCCGCAUACUCUCGAGCACCGUACCUGGCUCCACCGGCUCUUCGUGCCCUCGCUGCUGCAUUACAGCUCCGCGACGACAGAAUAAAAAUUUGGUUCCAAAAUCGUCGAGCAAGAGAACGGAGGGAAAAAAGUAGUAACAUUACACCGCCUCAAGCUGUAACACUACCACCUACGUCUCCUCCGAGUUCAGCCGUUGUGUUACCAAACAGACCAUGGGUUCCCAACUUAAAUGUAUAUCCUUGUGAAACUCAAAGCACUAAAGUAGAAAAUGAACCUAUAAAUACAACAGCACGAUUACAUCAAACGACAUCUUUUGCAAUACAUUUACUUCGUUCUAACACUACUGGUAUUACAAAUUCCGAAUUUGAAUCUGAUGAAGAUCGAUGUGAUAGUCCUCUAGAUAUAGAAACUAUAGCUGAUUGA